This is a messenger RNA of Dendronephthya gigantea, 4241 nucleotides long. Its product is annotated as biorientation of chromosomes in cell division protein 1-like 1. Lineage: Eukaryota; Metazoa; Cnidaria; Anthozoa; Malacalcyonacea; Nephtheidae. The transcript has 3 exons. The coding region runs from base 531 to 4241 and encodes 1236 amino acids. The record is from RefSeq and is a predicted model, not a curated record.
AUUGUAACCAAAUUUGUGUUCUGUAACGAAGAAUUUCUUUCGAAAUUUGAAGGAAUUUAGUUGUGUGUUUGUAUGUUAUAAGAGGCGUGCAUAAUUGCUUUGAACCGAAAAUUUAAAUAACAAUAUACUCAACUUAAGUCUCAUGCUUCAUUGUGAAACAAUAAGAGCUGUCACAAACAAAUUGGUUUCGCUAUGCAGUUUGUCUGAUUACCGUUUCCAGAAAUGCUUAAUGAUAGCAUGCAUGGCCAUCUCUUUGAGUUCUUUUGUAUUAACGAAAGAUAAAAGUCAAAUUCAGGAUAAAGGAAAUACUAAGAGUAUAAUACUGUAGUAUAUAUCUAUUUGGUCGCUAUAUGUAAGUGAUGUCCAGCGCUGUGUAGCCGCUGACGUCAAGCACUGCAUGAUAAGUGCGUCACUCGUAAUUCCCAGCAUUCAUGACGUCAUGGUACUGUUAAUUGGCAAUUAUCUGCGAAUUAAUUAAGAUCACGUAAAGCAAAACAUCCACACUAUAAUUUCUUUAUAAUUUUCGUAUAAUGGCCGAAUCUUUGGUUGAAAGCAAUGAGACCGUUGUCAAGAAUGAAGAUGACAACCAAAGCACAAUUCUGGAUAAAGAAACUGGAAUUGAUUCGGAAAAAGACAAGCUUUCUAAAAGUGAAAACGACAGCGCAACUUGUGAAAAUAAUUUGAAGGACGGUAUUGCAGAAUCAAAUGUUGUUUGUGCUCCAGAAGACAUUGAAGGGAAGGAGAAUGAAGACAAAGAACAAACGAGCGGAGAUUUGAAGAAAGAGGAACCAAACGUAAACUUAGACCAAGACGAAAGCAAAGAAUUGAAAGAUGAUAGCGCAACGAAAACAGCAGCUGCAGCCAGUUCUGAAGUAGCUAUGAUAUCAAAUGAUGCAAAAGAUAAAGAAAGUGGCGAGCAAACUCAACAACAAGAAAAUAAAGAUUCAUCGAAAGACAAAGUCAACAUUGAAAACAAAUCUACUGAAGAGAAUGUUGAAAGAGAGAAUGCGGAAGCAACGCAUCAGGAUACGAUCUCGGCUGGUGAAAAACUCGACGACCAAAAGGAAACUCAGAACGAUGUAAAAGUCAGUAACGGCGACGAAACUGACGAGAGCAAAGGUGUUGAGAAAAAUGCUUUGCAAGACGUUGACAACGAUGUGGACAAGGAUUCGGAAAAUACGAAGAACCUUGGAACUGGUGUUGAAGCUAUAACCAACGAAAACAGCGAUACAAUAUCAACAACAAUUGAGGAACGUACAACAACAAUCCCAGAUGACAAAUCUCACGAGGAUGAGGUAACAACGAAAGAAGAGGAGAACAGAGUAGAUGAUAAAGAUGGAGAGAAACCAAAUGAUGACGAUACCAUUCAUGAACCAGAUGAUGACGAUACCAUUCAUGACUCAAUGGGCACGGCUAAGGUUGAAGAUCAUAGUGAUUCAGCCGAAAAUGCUAGUCAGAAUAAAGAGGAAUCUGAAGUUGUCGAAGGUACGAAUACCCAGGAGGACAGCAGCAAGCCAAACAUAUCCCCAACCAGCACGGAUGAAACUGUGGGCGCAGCCCCAGAAAACACUGAGGGGGAGCAAAACUUGAGCAAAGACAGUGGCGAUGAUAAAUAUGUAUCUUCUAAUGACAAUGAAAAAUGUGUCGAAAACAAUGAUAAGACUGAAGUACCAAUAAGCGAGGAACCAAGCGGAGAUGGUACCACAACAGGAACUGAAAGGAGUGUUGAAGAUAGUGAUAAGCCUGAAGUACCAGUAAGCGAGGAACCAAGCGGAGAUGGUACCACAACAGGAACUGAAAGGAGUGUUGAAGAUGGUGAUAAGACUGAAGUGCCAGUAAGCGAGGAACCAAGUGGAGAUGGUACCACAACAGGAACUGAAAGGAGUGUUGAAGAUAGUGAUAAGACUGAAGUACCAGUAAGCGAGGAACCAAACGGAGAUGGUACCGGAACAAGAACUGAAAGGAGUGUUGAAGAUAAUGAUAAGACUGAAGUACCAGUAAGCGAGGAACCAAGCAGAGAUGGUACCACAACAGGAACUGAAAGGAGUGUUGAAGAUAGUGAUAAGACUGAAGUACCAGUAAGCGAGGAACCAAGCAGAGAUGGUACCACAACAGGAACUGAAAGGAGUGUUGAAGAAAGUGAUAAGACUGAAGUACCAGUAAGCGAGGAACCAAGCGGAGAUGGUACCACAACAGGAACUGAAAGGAGUGUUGAAGAUAGUGAUAAGCCUGAAGUACCGGUAAGCGAGGAACCAAGCGGAGAUGGUACCACAACAGGAACUGAAAGGAGUGUUGAAGAUGGUGAUAAGACUGAAGUGCCAGUAAGCGAGGAACCAAGUGGAGAUGGUACCACAACAGGAACUGAAAGGAGUGUUGAAGAUAGUGAUAAGACUGAAGUACCAGUAAGCGAGGAACCAAACGGAGAUGGUACCGGAACAAGAACUGAAAGGAGUGUUGAAGAUAAUGAUAAGACUGAAGUACCAGUAAGCGAGGAACCAAGCAGAGAUGGUACCACAACAGGAACUGAAAGGAGUGUUGAAGAAAGUGAUAAGACUGAAGUACCAGUAAGCGAGGAACCAAGCGGAGAUGGUACCACAGCAGGAACUGAACGGAGUGGCGAAGAUAGUGAUAAGACUGAAGUACCAGUAAGCGAAGAGCUAAGUGGAGAUGGUACCACAACAGGAACUGAAAGGAGUGUUGAAGAUAGUGAUAAGACUGAAGUACCAGUAAGCGAGGAACCAAGGGGAGAUGGUAACUUUGAAAACCAAGAGAGUCAGGAUAAUGGUAAAUUAGAUGAGAGCAGUGAUAAAACUAUAAUUGAUGAUUCCGCAAAGACUGAAACAACGACUGCAUUAGAUGACAACAAGACACCCACAGCUAUCACAGAACAGAAUGGUGAGAAAGACAUCGAUUUACAAGACCUAACCAAUGAUUCAGAUAAAGUGUUAUCCCCCGAGAGUCAAGACAACACUGUCGAAACUGGUCUGAUGGGAGAAUCUUUGAACUUUAACGAUGAAGGUAUAAAGACGACUCAAGAUUCAGGAACACCUGUGAAACAGUUUAAUGAUGAAGGUGAAGGUACGAAGACCACUCAGGAUUCCAGUGAAGAUUCAGGAGCACCCAUGAGUCAGUUGGAUGAGCAGAAAGGAGUAGAAUCUCAUCAAAUAGAUCAAAAUAUCGAAUACGAGGGAAAAGUGACAAGCAAAAGUGAUUUGAAUGUAGCAAAUGAUAACAAAGAUGUGAGGGGAUCUGAGGACAAAGAUGGAGAAAAAGAGGCAGCCAUUAUGGAAGUACCUGAGAAUAAGGACCCUGACGAAGAGACAGUCGUCACAGAAACAUCUGAGGAUAAACAUAGAGAAGAGGAUGGCAAUAUAGGAGUAUCUGAGGGUAAAAAUGAGUGGGACGAUGAAGGCGUUAUUGGAGUAGACAAGGAUAAAAGCAUACAAAACGUUGGAGAGUCAGAGAAUGAAGUUCUUGAAACUCUGAAGCAAUCCAAAGAUGAAAAUAUUGCCUGUGAGAAAUCUACUGUAGCCACUUCAACAACAGAGUCCGCACCAACAGAGCAACCAAGACAAUCGUCUCAGGAAAAAAUACCGAAGGAAAAGAAGAGUACAUUUGGAGAUCCAAUUGUUAUACUUGGUGCUUCUAUUGAAACUAAACAGGAGACAAGAGCAGAACCUAAAAGAAUGAAAAGCGAGAACAAAUGUGAUGUUUCAGCAACCAAGACACAAGCGCCAACACCUGCUACUGAAGUGAGUCAGAAUACGAAGCAGUCGGAGGUUAUUGAGAAACUGGCUGACAGUGCGGAAAAUAAGAACGAAGAGAACAGAAAUAAAGAAGAAGAUUUCGUAAUGAUUGAACACAAAGACGCUGAGAUGGAAAGGACUGAUGAAAGUGAUCAACUUCUCAUCUGUCAGGAAAGCAAAAGCGAAGAUGAUGUGGGUGACCGUAACGACGUCAGAGAGGAGGAGAAACCUGUAGAGGAAGGAACUAGUCAUGUAACCACUGCAGCACCGGUUGUAGCCGCUGAGAAACCUGUCAUUGAGGUCACAGCAGAGUUUUUGGAGCUGAUGGAAGGAUUCUGUAUGGCCGCUUCACAAGAGUUCCCCAGUGAUAUUAUUGACUUCGCAGCUCGUUAUUUUCAGAGGAUUCAUAAGAGACGCAUUGCUUUAAGAAAAUAUAGCAUUGAAGUUUCAGAUUUGGCUUUGCUCUCUGACGUCAACUGGGUCGGCAACAUAUAG